Messenger RNA from Monomorium pharaonis (pharaoh ant), 3485 nucleotides. Its product is annotated as palmitoyltransferase ZDHHC6. Gene Ontology annotation, molecular function: palmitoyltransferase activity. Gene Ontology annotation, biological process: protein palmitoylation. The record is from RefSeq and is a predicted model, not a curated record. Gene Ontology annotation, cellular component: Golgi apparatus. Lineage: Eukaryota; Metazoa; Arthropoda; Insecta; Hymenoptera; Formicidae. The transcript is spliced from 8 exons. The coding region runs from base 2162 to 3205 and encodes 347 amino acids.
CAGAAUAUAAAAACAAUAUAUUCAUAUUUUUAAUCUAAAUCUUUACUUUUUAACAACAAAAGUUCUUCAAAUAAUUUAAUCUAUAAAUAUUCCUCUUUGGACUAGAAUAUAGCAAAUAAGUUAAAAACAGAAAAAUAUAGAAUUUAUAUUCUAAUAAGUAAUAAAAUUUCUUGUAAAAAUUUUUGGAAUUCAGUUUUGGAGCAAUUUUUAUAUCAAACAUAAAAAUAGGAUCUAUAUCAAUCUGUAGCAUAUCUUGAUGUCUAAUAACACUUUCGUGAACUUUUAUAGUGAUUAUACAAAUUUACACAAAAUUAUUAUUAGGUAUUAUUAGGCAAAAUUUAUAAACAGAUAUAGACGAUUUCAUCUUUAUGUUCAAUAUUUUUAUCAGUCCUAAUAUUGACAACUUUUAUAUAUGACUAUUAUUUUCUGAUCUGUGCAAUAUGAACAGUGUUCUGAUACAUACAUAAAAAAUCGAUAGUUCACGUUACACUACAAAUUUUCAGUACUACAAUAAAUUUUAGAAGGUAAUCUUAUUGUUAUCACUUUGAAAAAUUCUCCUAUUAGAAUAAAUAAUAACUCAAAGAUUGAAAAUAAGAAUAAUAUUUAAUUAUUAUCUCAUUCACAUUAUCUUAGACAAUUAAAAAAUUUAAUUCUUUUAUCUAAGACAAGAUAAAGAUAAUAUAUAUUUCAAUAAUGUAGAUAAAGAUAAGAGUUAUUACUUUAGCUAGAUAAUUAUUUAAAUAAUUUUAAAUAGAUAAUAAAUACUCAUCCUAUAAUACCAAUUUAGAUCUCAAUUAGAAUCUUUUUAUCAAUCCGUGUUCUUAAAAAAUAUUCUAAAGAACCUGUCGCAUGUAAAAUCUAGAAGUUUAGAUCAAUAUCUUAAAUAGAUAACCAAGUCUAUAUAUAUUGUUAUAUAAUGUUAUCAAAUUUUAAUAAAAAAAGGCAACAAAUUUCACACUUAGAAUCUGUAAUAUCUGAUGAUAUCGGCAAACUGGUGCUUCAAUAUCAUUACAUUGUUAAGUAUUUUUUUUAUCGUGUAUAAUAUUAUGCUAUGUCAACAGAUUGGCAGCAGAAAUUGAGCAGAGCUUCCUGUUAAAUUAUUGGCUUGCAUGAUAUCCAGCUUAUGUUCUAUCAUAUUCUAUAAAAAUAAUCAGUAUAAUAUAAUAGCAGAUUGUUAGGAUGAAAAAUUGUAUUGUGUGCAGAAAGCUUUAAACUUGUUUUUAACAUUUUAUAAUAAUUUAAUUAAAAUAUUAAAUGAUUAUAAACUGACAGAUUCUACAAUUAAUCUGCUAUCCUGUUCAUAGAUUUUUGCUGUAUUUCUACUGCUAUUCUACCAACAAAAUAUGUAACACAAACUAUUUUUCUCUAAUGUCCACUUUUACCAAUUUAAUUUAAUUUUAUCAUUUAAGUUCUUCUAGUUUUAAAGAUUAGAAAAAAGUAAGUUAAAGUUAAUCAAAGUUAAUCUAUAUUAGUGAAAAGGAACAUUAGCUAUCAAUUACUAUAUUAUUGACGUAAUAUAAAAUAAAACCUGCCUUUAUAUCUUGCUAAUUAAAUUGUUUUCUUUGUACUGCUGGCAUUCUGUCGACAAAAUAUAUAAAAUAUAAUUUAAAAUGUUUUUACAGAUUUGGCAUCAAGGAUUAUAUCAUGUGUAUAAAGGAAAAAAUUCUGAGUCAAUCGAAAGCUCCGCCUUCUUCGGCGAGGCCGAAACAAAUCGAUAUGAUUUACUAAUUCAAAAAUUGAUCAGUAAUAAUAGUACACGGAACAUACAUACCUCAUUCAUUCCACGACCAUCCACGACCGGCGUUGGCGAUACAAAAUCUCUAGAUUGCGCGCGAGAUUCGAGAUUCGAGAUUCGAGAUUCGAGUUUGGCGCUAAGUUCAGAGUGGUCGCUGCUCGAACGAUAUUAACACGGCCAUCGUUCAACAGCAAUUCGAGACGCAUGUUUUGUAUCCGGCUAUUGCUACUGUUUGCUAGCUAUCGUCGCUGACGACGACGCGAGAUUCUUCGAGGACGCCAAACCUGUGGGCGUCAAUGGGCUUCCGAACGCGAACUCGAGGCUGCGAUACGGUGACAAUAUGUGCGUCGGUCCGCUGAAGAAGAUAUGUCAUUGGGGACCACUCUCAGCGCUUGGUAAGUUGCAACGAUAAAGAUAAUCACAUUGAUGACGAUACACUGCAGCAGACAGUGGUGGCCGCCGCAAGACAGUAUUCCUGGGGCUGCUAGUUUCUUGCUGUUCUUCACUCUCAGUGGAUUGACUCUAUUUCAUUUUAUGAGCGCAAUUUUUGAAGGGCCUGGGUAUCUUGCAUUAAAAUGGAUGCCAGAGAAAGCUACAGACAUACAAUAUUUGCAAUACUGUGUUGUCUGCCAAGGCUAUAAAGCACCGAGAUCACAUCAUUGCAGAAAAUGUAAUCGUUGUGUAAUGAAAAUGGAUCAUCAUUGUCCAUGGAUAAAUACAUGUGUUGGGCAUUAUAAUCAUGGUCAUUUCACAGCAUUUUUGGCAAGCGCAGUUGGCGGUUGUUGCGUCUCUUCCAUUAUAUUAAUUUCCUGGGUAGCAACUGUGCUGUCACUGAAGCCUUUGCCUUUUCCACCACCAGCGGUCUAUACUUUAAUGUUAGUAGUAUUUAGUAUUGGUUUAUCAAUCGGCGUUGUACUUGCAGUAGGAAUGUUACUAUAUUUUCAGAUAUUAGCCAUUGUAAGAAAUCGAACGGAAAUAGAAGAUUGGAUUCUGGAAAAAUCUCGCUAUCGCCGAGAUGAUACAGAUGCCAAAUAUGUACAUCCAUAUUCAAAGGGAUGGCGUUUUAAUAUUAACCAAGUUCUUACAUGGGACUGCACUCCCGUUGGUGAUGGCAUUACGUGGCCUGUUAUUGAUGGCUGUGAUCAGUAUACAUUAACGAAAGAGCAGCUUGCACAAAAAUUAGACAAACGAAAAAGAGCACGCAAAUAUAGGAUUAUAAAAGCUGCAUCAGGUUCGAAGUUUCCAAUUGGACACGGCUGCGGCGUAUUUUUUCAUCCACUUUGUACUGAUGAACCUCGCAUCAAGUUAGAUGUAGAUGAUAUUGUGAUUGUAACACGUUGGAAGAAAUACUGGUUAUUUGGAGAAAAAGAGCAGAAAGAAGGAGAAGAUGCCAAAUCGAAACGUAUAAGGGGAUGGCUACCACGGCCCUGUGCGGUAGAAGUAAUAGAAAAAUCUGUCUGGCUUAAAUAAUUUUUCAAGAAUAAUUUAUUAACUUUUGAUAAUUUGUGUAUCAACUUAUGACGAUAUUAAAGGCUAUAAUAUUGCAAUAAUAUUGCAAUUUUGAAAUGAUAAGAGCUGUAAAGACUAUGCGUUACUUAUAAUCGACGAACAUUGUAUAUUCCAUGCCCUUUUGUGUUCAAAUCGAUAUAUUUUUCAUAUUUUGUAAUUUACCUCAAACCAUAGAUAAGAAAUAUUUUUUACAUUAUAAUACUCUGCUGUAUAAGUAAAAAUGUAUAUAAAUUUUUACUUA